Molecule: messenger RNA, 853 nt
Organism: Papilio xuthus (Asian swallowtail)
Lineage: Eukaryota; Metazoa; Arthropoda; Insecta; Lepidoptera; Papilionidae
Product: alpha-ketoglutarate-dependent dioxygenase alkB homolog 2
Exons: 5
Coding region: 194-853 (219 amino acids)
Biological process (GO): DNA alkylation repair
Molecular function (GO): ferrous iron binding; cytosine C-5 DNA demethylase activity; broad specificity oxidative DNA demethylase activity
Source: RefSeq, a predicted model, not a curated record
GGCAACAUUUAAGAUUCAUAAAUUCGCUACUCUCCACCAUUUUACCAUAUUAUUUUAUAUUCGCUAUUUUAAUACACUACUUACACGAUUAGUGUCUGUGUGUGCGUGUUUAAAAACAGAGAAGGGUUGCAUUUUGGUAACUUACGUAUCACAGCUUAAAAUUAAGAGAAAAAAAGUAGAAACAUAACGCUAAAUGGCUGAUAAACUAAAAGAAAUUGAAAUCGAUAAAGUGACGUGGAAAUCUAUACGAGAAGACGGUCUUGACCUGGAUUAUGCUGUAGCGAUACCGAGAGAAAAAGCAAAUAUUUUAUACGGAGAACUUGAAAACACUUUACAAUAUUUUACCGGCGAUUUGUCAAAAAUUAAGGUAUUUGGAAAAAUAUAUCCUUUGCCCAGACAGCAAGUUGCGUAUGGCGAUCCCGGCAUAACAUAUACCUAUUCAGGAAUUACCGUGCCGGCCUUACCUUGGCCCACACCAGUCUUAGCGAUAAGAGACUUGCUUUUUAAAUUAAAGGGGAUACUUUACGACUUUGUCUUAGUAAACAAAUAUAGGAAUGGGAACGAUCAUAUGGGUGAGCAUAGAGACAAUGAACCGGAAUUAGAUCCCAAGUACCCGAUAGCGUCAGUAUCACUUGGACAAGAGAGAGUGUUUGUGUUGAAACAUAAGGAUACAAGGAAGCCAGGACCUAAUAGGAAACAAAUACCACCAGUGAAGAUCAACUUAGAACAUGGGAGCAUUCUUUUAAUGAAUCCGCCCACGAAUGAGAUCUGGUAUCACAGUUUGCCUGUAAGGAAGAAACUGACUGGGGCAAGAAUUAAUCUCACCUUUAGAAAGAUGCGCGGAAAAUUGUAA